Talaromyces stipitatus ATCC 10500 is the source of this 423-nucleotide messenger RNA. RefSeq lists its product as uncharacterized. Bases 1 to 423 code for a protein of 140 amino acids. The record is from RefSeq and is a predicted model, not a curated record. NCBI's taxonomy places the organism in Eukaryota, Fungi, Ascomycota, Eurotiomycetes, Eurotiales, Trichocomaceae. The transcript has 3 exons.
AUGUCGACGCGCAAGAGAAAGCAAGACGCCGAGGAGGAGGAAGACUUCCAAGCUCUUCCCAGUGAUGAAAGUGAAGAGGAAGAAGAGUACCAAUCCUCCGAUGCCGAGGGAGACGACUAUGAUGAUAGUGAAGAGGAGGAGGAAGAGGAAGAGGAAGAAGAAGAAGAAGGUGAAGGAGGAGAAGGAGGAGAAGGAGAAAAAGAAGAAGAAACCACCAAGGAAGAAGCCCCAGCACCCAAAAAGCGCAAAACCGCCCAUGACAGCAAAGCCGAAGAGGACGGUGAAGGCGAAGAAAAGGAAGAAGAGGAAGACGCAAACGAUACCGCCGACAAAUCCGGUCCAGCUCAAGCCGCUAAGAAGGCUAAAGGUGGUCAAGUUCCCAAGGAAGAUGAUCUGUCUGAGGAAACUGAGGGUGAAGAGUGA